Molecule: messenger RNA, 4563 nt
Organism: Diplodia corticola
Lineage: Eukaryota; Fungi; Ascomycota; Dothideomycetes; Botryosphaeriales; Botryosphaeriaceae
Product: helicase associated domain-containing protein
Exons: 4
Coding region: 1-4563 (1520 amino acids)
Cellular component (GO): intracellular anatomical structure
Molecular function (GO): ATP binding; RNA binding
Source: RefSeq, a predicted model, not a curated record
AUGACAUCGCUGCCGCUGCCGCUGCCGCUGCCGCUGCCGCCGCCGCCUCUGCACCCGACCCCGACCACCGUCUCUUCCACUCCAACGCCCUGCGACUCCUGCACCAGCAUGGCGCCCAAGAAGAAGAAGAAGCCCGCCGCCAACCCCGCGCGCGCCGUCGCCACCACCUCCAUCGCGAGCAAGCCCAAGGUCGACAAGAAGCUCGACUCCGCCGACGUCUCCGAGACGGGCAGCGCUGCCACGCCCGCCACCCCCGUUACGCCUGCCGAUGCCGCUCCCUCUCCUGCCGGCGCCGCCCCUGCGCCCCGCGAGCUGCACCAGCUCAGCCCGGAGGAGCUCGAGCUGCAGCUGGAGCGCAACGAGCUGCAGUUCUUGGUGGAGAAGCAUGCCCAGAAGGUCCGCAAGGAGUCCUCGCGCCACAUCUCCCGGAUCCAGACGGACCGCCGUGUCCUCCGCACCCAGGCCCAGUAUCUGCCCACCCGUGAGUGGCUGCCGCAGGACCUCGCGGCCCAGAUCCUGGAUCUUAUAAAGGAUGAGAUAAACGGAGACUUCUCCUCCCCGGAGCACAAGUUUUCUAUCCGCAGUCUUUCCGAGGAAGACGCUGUGCUCCGCCUGUGGACCUUGAGCCAGACUCUGGUCGACAUGGGCUUCUCGAAAGAGAGAGUCCGCCAGAUGCUGCAACUUAUUUGCCGGAACCCGCCACCUUUCGAUACCAACACCCCCAUCUGGGGCCUCCAGGAAUGUCUGGAUUGGUUUGCCGUUAAUUGCUCCUCCGAGGAACUUCCGCCUUACGAAAGCCAGGCUCUGCCGCCGGCGAUUGACACCAGUAGCUCUUCAAGGUCCAAUUCUCCAAAACGCUCAGGGACGCCUGCUUCUGAUCGGGUCCCUGCAUCCAAGCAAAAUCCAGGCCCCCCUCAGCAAGAAGCUGAUGACCCUGCUCCAUCCGAAGGAGAUUUCGAGGUCAGCGAUCUUGACAGCGACAUGGAGCCGGAUCAGUUGCUUGAGACUUAUAUUAGCGCCAAGUCUCGCCUGUUCCAAGUUAAUCCGGACCUUGUCGCUACAGCUAAUUCUCGUUCAAAAUCUACUAAGAAGCCUCGCGGCGUUCAAAAGCCGACCUCGCUGCCAAGAGGCGCUCUAAAGCUUCAGAACAAGAUUCAGCAGAUCGAAUCAGACGCUUUAUUUGACCAGCGAGAGGCUGAUGAAAAGUGGGCAUCGAUACGCAUAGAACUGGCUCGGGAAGCAUCCGGUAAACCGAAACGCCCUAAGGAGACUAGAACUAAGGAACCGGACAGCUCAGCAGAGCCAGAAUCCAACAACGCAAACGCCGCCGAUGACAUCAUGCAACAGGCUGCUGCAUUCGGUGAUGUUCUAACACAAGACGCGGAUGAUGGCGAUGGCCUCCUCGGAGGGAUGUUUGCAGCUGAACCAGGAGACAACCAGCCCCUGGCGACCGGUGAUUCUACUGGGGACUCUGUGUCAGCUACCAUACGCGAUUUUGGUAAAUCCACGGGCAUGAACCCACGUAGGAUAUUGGAAGAAGCCUGUCGCGCAAGAGACUCCGGAGUACGUCUAACCUACAAGCACGUCUCACCCACCACGUACUCAAGCCGCCAUUCCGUGACAAUCACUUGGACAAAGGAUCAAGAGUCUAUUGAUGCUUCAGCAAUCCCUGAUAUUAAUUGCGAGGUUGGACCACGGUCCACCACCUUUACUAUGAUUAAAGUGGCAACUCCAGGGACCCAACAGAGUGAGGCAUACGUCUCUGUCGUUGCGCUCUUUUUAAUUUUCUCGGUUUCUUCCAAAGAGGAAAAAGUUUACAUGAGGCUUCCACCGGCUUGGAGGGAUCUCUGGGCAGAGUUCUCCGAGGCGCAGAAGAACAUUACUGAUGAAAAGGAUCGGGAGAUGGUCAAGGAUAUUCGCGGUAUCGUCCACGAAACGCUCGAAAGAGAGGACGAGGAUGGUGUUGUCUUGAUGAACGGCUUCAAGAAACGCGGCAAGGGUGUGGGAGAUGGUAAUGGGGAGUCGAAUCUCCCAAUACGCACCAACGAGAUCUCUGAAGAUGACUCGGAGCGCUUGAGAGAGAUGUGGCGACGAAAAACAUCAACGCCAUCGUAUCAGCGCAUGCUCACCGCAAGGUCUCAACUGCCAAUGACGCAUUUCCGGGAGGCUGCAAUGUCGGCCAUUGAACGGAACCAAGUCGUCAUUCUCUGCGGUGAAACCGGCUGUGGCAAGAGUACUCAGCUGCCCGCGUUUCUCCUCGAACAUGAGCUAUCCAACGGCCGUCCCUGCAAAAUUUACUGCACCGAACCUCGCCGUAUCUCUGCCAUUUCUCUGGCGCAGCGUGUUAGUGAAGAAUUGGGCGAGAACAAAAGUGACGUUGGUACUUCCCGAUCUCUGGUUGGAUAUGCUAUUCGUUUGGAGUCCCAUACGGCAGCGUCAACACGUUUGGUCUAUGCCACCGUCGGUAUCGUUUUGCGUAUGCUUGAAUCUUCUAAAGGGUUGAACGACAUCACGCAUCUAGUAAUAGACGAGGUCCACGAGCGGAGCAUCGAUACGGAUUUUUUGCUCAUUGUUCUUCGGGCUCUGAUGGUCCGUCGCCCUGAGUUGAAAGUGGUUCUCAUGAGUGCCACCGUCGACGCAGAUCGCUUCUCGAAGUACUUGGAUGGUGCUCCCAUCGUAACUGUUCCAGGCCGCACUUUCCCUGUCCAGACAAAGUUCCUGGAAGACGCCAUUGAGCUGACGCACUACGACGUCAAAACCCAGAAGACAUCCUAUGCUGACCAAGAGGCCGCUGAGGACGAUGAUGACAGCGCUGAAAACAACAAGUCCGGGACUGGGGGGAAUCUCCAGGGCUACAGUCCCGCAACUCGGAAUGCCCUCAAAGAAUACGACGAGUACAGAAUCGACUAUGAGCUCAUCAUCCGCUUGCUCGAGAGGGUGGCGUACGAUCCUGGCUACACCCAGUUCAGCAAAGCGAUCUUGGUGUUCCUGCCCGGUAUUGCGGAGAUCAGGCAACUGAAUGACAUGCUUGUCGGUCACGAGUCGUUUGCCCAGAAUUGGCUCGUGUACCCGUUGCAUUCCACAAUCGCGAGCGAGGACCAGCAGGCAGCUUUCCUGGUCCCACCGCCCGGCGUGCGCAAGAUUGUGCUCGCCACCAACAUUGCGGAAACUGGUAUCACAAUUCCGGACAUCACCUGCGUGGUGGACACCGGUAAACACAAGGAGAUGAGGUUCGACGAGAGGAGACAGUUGUCCCGUUUGAUCCAGUCAUUCAUCGCGCGCGCCAAUGCUAAGCAGCGGAGAGGAAGAGCUGGUCGUGUUCAAGAAGGCCUUUGCUUCCACCUAUUCACAAAAUAUAGACACGAUGAACUUAUGGCCGAGCAGCAAACGCCAGAGAUGCUCCGGUUAUCGCUGCAGGAUCUCGUCAUGCGUGUCAAGAUCUGCAAGCUUGGCGAUAUCGAGCCAACCCUGUCGCAGGCUUUGGAUCCUCCGUCAACCAAGAAUAUCAGGAGGGCAAUUGACGCCUUGAUCGAAGUGGAUGCUUUGACCGCAAGCGAGGAAUUAACACCGUUGGGGAGGCAGCUGGCGAAGCUUCCUCUCGAUGCCAAUCUUGGAAAACUCGCGCUUCUUGCAAGCAUAUUUGGCUGCGCCGACGUGGCCAUAACCAUUGCCGCCAUACUCUCCUCAAAGGACCCGUUCAUAGCCCCCUUUGGCCAGCGACAGCGCGCAGACUUAGCCCGGCUGGCCUACAGGCGUGGCGACUCCGACCUUCUGACUGCGUACAACGCCUACUCGACGUGGCGCAAGGUAUGCACGACGCCGGGGCAAUCCGAAUUCCAAUUCUGCCAGAAGAACUUCCUCAGCCGGCAGAAUCUGGCCAACAUCGAGGACCUCAAGUCACAGCUCCUCAGCUCGCUCGCCGACGCCAACUUCGUCGCCCUCACGCCCGAGGAGCGCCAGGCCCUCAACCGCUACAGGCCCUCAUCGCGCAGCCGCAGCUUCGUCCCCGUCCUCGCGUCCGCCAACGCCAACGCCCAGAACGACUUACUCAUCUCCGCCGUCGUUGCCUGGUCCUUCUACCCCAAGCUGCUCACCCGCGACGGCAAGGGGUGGCGCAACGUCGCCAGCAACCAGUCCGUCUCACUCGCGCCGACGUCGGUCAACAAGCACCCGCCGCCGGGCACCUCGCUGCGCUACCUCUCCUACUACCACAUCAUGCAGUCGGGCGCCAGCAAGCUGUACAACGCGCACUCGACGUCGGUCGCGCACGACGUGCCGCUCGCCCUCUUCGCCGGCUCCGCAAGCGAUGCCGACGCGCGCCUGCACGCGGGAGUCGUCGCCCUUGACGGCAACCGCCUGCGCUUCGCCGUCAGGGACUGGAAGACGUGCCUCGUCGUCAAGGUGCUGCGCCAGCGCGUGCGCGACGUCGUCAACGCCCUGCUGCGCAAGCCCGGUCCGCAGACGCUGAACAGGCGGCAGGCGAGGUGGCUGGAGCUGUUCUUGAAGGUCUUCGAUCGCGAGGGCCGGGAUAGGGAUACCGGGAGCGCGGUCAGAAAGGCUUGA